Diaporthe citri is the source of this 2421-nucleotide messenger RNA. RefSeq lists its product as uncharacterized. Lineage: Eukaryota; Fungi; Ascomycota; Sordariomycetes; Diaporthales; Diaporthaceae. The transcript has 5 exons. The record is from RefSeq and is a predicted model, not a curated record. Bases 1 to 2421 code for a protein of 806 amino acids.
AUGGCGCAAGCAACCUCAUCCCAGGGUCAUUCUGGAACUUCCCGCCCGCGGCUAGACACUAGGGAUGGGUUUGCUGCCAUCGACUUUGGUAGCACGUCGACUCGAGCAUAUCUGAUGACGGUCAACAAGAAGAAUAAGGAGCAGAGAAAUGGCUACCGCGUGCAGAAUACAGGCGUGGAUGACUACAAAACCAAGCGUUUUCUGCGAGGGGAGUGGCCUUCCAAGGGCUGUCCCUUCGAUGCCCCUUAUCCCGUCGGUCACGAUGCAACGGACAAAGAGCACGCUGACAAGCGCGACCGCUCGCUAAAGAGCUUCGUGUGGUUCCUAGCUGACGACGACGACCAGCAUCCCUACACAAGAGACCUGAAGACCUACUAUGACUUGCUUCCCGAGGAUCAGAAGGCCAAAUUCCGGAAAAGGCUGAUCAACAUGCUCGUGAGACAUCUCGCCAUAGUGGCGGAGCAGAUCUUCCGGGAAGCUGGGCUGCGCAGGACAACUAUGCGGAGGCUGGUGUUCUGCGUCCCCAAUGCUUGGGACAAGUCGAAUUUCCAGAAUGUCCUGCGGCCUGUAAUGGACAAGGUCGCGGGAGUCGUCGAGACGUACUGCGUGUUUGAAUCGGAAGCGCUUGCGCAGUUUAUCCUACAUCAACAUCCUUAUCUAUUGCCGAAUUACGAAUUCGUUCUUGUCUGUGACUUUGGUGGUCACUUCAUGGGCGGGAGUCUCUUCCAGUUCUGCAGGGACAGUGAUGACGACGCCCAUCCCGCCUUCUUCUCCCUACCUCAAGGCAACUUUGGCAUUCGUGGGGGCUCUCAACUCUGGGAAGACCAUAUUCGCCCGUACAUUGAUGACCAUCUGGCCACAUUGAGUCUCCCUGCGGAUAGGGAAAGUGUACUUCGAGCCAAGUUCCUGGAUGCCUUCUUCAUUGGCAAGGCCGAGGUGGACGCAUCUUUCUACGAAAGCAACAUGCCCAUGCGUCUGGUUGUCUCCAUUACAGACGUGUUCCCUGAUGAUACCAACUUGUAUCCCUUAUCCCUCAAGCCAGCAGAUAUAUCGCAAGCAUGGCAGUCCGGGUUCAGGACUGCCGUCGAUCUGGCACUCGGAAAGAUCCGGUUGCUUCCGGCAUCUUCCCGGGGCAGAACUGUUGUCAUCCUCUCCGGGGGAAGCAUGUUGAACUAUCAAGCCAGAACCGAGAUUCAGCAAGCGUGCAAAGGGUACGGAAUAGAUUGCCGGAUCAUGGGCGUGGACUUCAAUCCUGAGUCAUGCAAGUGGAUGGUCUGUGAAGGUGCCGCCACGGCCGAGGCCUGCGCCGCGAGCCCCCGGGAGUUCUUCAAGCGGGGCGCAGCUCUUGCAGUCCAGUCGUACACUAUAAAUGGCAUCUACGAAAGCAAGGCGAAGGUCCUUUUCCGCGGGGGUCGACAAGCGCCUGCAUACUCGAAGGACUCCCACUCGCCAGGUCAGCUGGGGCAGGUCGAGGACGACCGCUGCAGCCCUGUCGAGAUUGAAAUGAGAGAGUACGCACACGAAACUGCCAGGCUUGUCUGCGAUCCGCUUUAUUGGCGGCACUGCCACCGGUAUCCACGAGACUACAUCAGCAUCUACUCGGACGAUGCCGCCGCCGCGGAAAACAACUGCUACGACGUCUGGGAUAUCAGCCGGCAUUUCGAGGUAACGCGGAUGGACGGCACGCAUCACAGAAUGCUGAUACGUCCCGGCAAAUACGUCCUUGAAGUUGGAGGCAUUGAGUACUAUCAAAGCGGCGUUGACGCCACUCUCAACCUGCGCAUGACACGGCAGGCCACCACGGCGGCUAGGGCGAGGAAGAGCGUCCGGGCCUGCACCAUGUCAACAGGCCAAGAUAUCUACACGUUCGAGGUACCGCUCACGGCCUGUGGGCCGAGCAACCUCGUCCAACUGGACCUCGACAAGGUCAAAACUAGGUUGUGGAAGCCCCUACAAGUGCGCACCGAACUCCCACAGUCAGUCGCGGAGCCGGAGUCAGAGUCAGCAGGUGAGCUCCGACCGGCCGGCAAGCGACAGCGGACUGUGGGCCCUUCCGUUGAGGAGCUGUACAAUUUCGGCCGGGUUGUUGUCCCCGCGGAUCUCUUCGCAAAGUCUCGCCAGCAGGGGAGCGAGGGCGUCGCCGGCGACUCUCUCGAAGCUUCGGAUCCGAACAUGUCCUUCGACAUACCCGGAAGAUCCCCAUCCGUGACUGGAACUCCGAUCCGGACUGCUCGAUCGCACCGUCAUAACGGCCGCCCUAGGUCUGGUGGCAGACGGCAUUUGCCCGUCAGGCCACCAAAAGGAGAGACGCGUGGUCGUCUUUCCGAGAUGAACAACGCGUAUGGUUCUACCGACUCGGACUCGGAUUCAGACUCAAAUUCAGACUCAUCUGACAUUCCUGACAAUUCGGUCAACUUCUAG